Messenger RNA from Mesoplodon densirostris (Blainville's beaked whale), 10410 nucleotides. It is a transcript of the gene SPTBN5, whose product is annotated as spectrin beta, non-erythrocytic 5. The record is from RefSeq and is a predicted model, not a curated record. Gene Ontology annotation, cellular component: cortical actin cytoskeleton; cell junction; plasma membrane. Gene Ontology annotation, molecular function: actin filament binding. Gene Ontology annotation, biological process: actin cytoskeleton organization. NCBI's taxonomy places the organism in Eukaryota, Metazoa, Chordata, Mammalia, Artiodactyla, Ziphiidae.
AUGGCUGGUCAGCCCCACAAGCCCCAGAAGUUCCUUGGGGCUACAGGCACGUGAAGCAGGAGGCCAGGGUCAGACCCUGGACCGCUCUCCCAGUCCAGUCCCACCACAGACUCUGCGUAUGAGAUGGGCCACAUUCGCAAGCUGCAGGCACAGCACAUGCAGAUGCAGGAGAACUUCACCAAGUGGAUCAACAAUAUCUUCCAGCACGGCCAGGUGGGCAUCAAGAUUCAGAACCUGUACACAGAGCUGGAUGAUGGCACCCACCUGCUGUGGCUGCUGGAGCUCAUCUUGGGGGAUGUCCUGCCACCCCCCAACUGGGGCCACAUGUGCAUACACUUCCUAGAGAACAGCAGCCGAGCUCUGGCCUUCCUCAGGGCCAAGGCGCCAGCACCCCUCAUUGAGCCAGAGAACAUCGUGGAUGGAGACCAGAUGCUCAUCCUGGGACUCAUCUGGGUCAUCAUUCUGUGUUUCCAGAUUUCCCACAUCUCCCUGGACAGGGAGGAGUUUGGGGCCAGCACAGCCCUGCUGUCUGCCAAGGAGGCUCUGCUGCUCUGGUGCCAGUGGAAGACGGCCGGCUACGCCAACGCCAACAUCACUGACUUCUCCCGCAGCUGGAGUGAUGGGCUCGGCUUCAGUGCCCUCAUCCACGCCCACAGGCCAGAUCUGCUUCACUACGGCUCCCUGCGUCAACGCCCACUGCACCACCUCCACUGUGCUUUCCAUGUGGCUGAGCAGGAGCUGGGCAUCGCUCAGCUGCUGGACCCCGAGGACGUGGUGGCCCUACAGCCCGAUGAGCGCUCCGUCAUGACUCACGUCUCCUUCUACUGCCACCACCUCUCCCACCUGCCAGGGCAGACUGUCCAGAGGAGACUCGCGAAGAUCCUGCUUCAGCUCCAGGAGACAGAGGCGCUGCAGACCCAGUGUGAGCAGCUGGUGACCGACCUCCUGUGGUGAAUCGCAGAGAAGCCAGUGCAGCUGGAGGCCCGGGAUUUCCCAGACACCCUGCCAGGCAUGUGCCAGCUGCUGGUGGCCUUUGCCUCCUUCCGCACCCAGGAGAAGCCACCGAGGCUGCAGCAGCGAGGGGCCAUGGAGGCACUGCUCUUCCGGCUGCAGAUGGCACUCCGAGCCCAGAAUCGCAGGCACCUCCUGCCGCACGAGGGCCUGGGCCCUGCAGAGCUGUCCCCGAGCUGGGCAGGCCUGGAGCAGGCAGAGGCCUCGUGGAGCCAGGCCCUACAGCAGAGGUUCCUGCAACUAGAGAGGUUGGAAACCCUGGGCCGGUGCUUCCAGCAUAAGGCAGCCCUCCAGGAGAGCUUUCUAACAGACACAGAGCAGGUGCUGGACCGGGCCGCAGCCCCACCAGCCAGCCCGGCCACAGUGGAAGCGGCCACCCAGAGGUUGCGCAUGCUGGAUGUUGGCAUCCUGCCCCAGGAGGGGUGCUUCCAGGCCCUGGCCGAGAUUGCAGACAUCCUCCAGCAGGAGCACUACCAUGGCUGGGCAGAGGUGGCCUGCAGGCAGUUGGAGAUCACUCAGUGCUGGGAGCAGCUCCUUCCGUGGCUGCAAGGGCAGAGGAAGCAGAUGGCAGGCAUGCAGGCUGUGCUGACCCUGCUGCAGGAAGUAGAUGCCUCCAAGCAGCUCAACCAGCUGCAGGUGCUGGCCAGCUCCACGGCCUGUGGGCAGCAGCUGGCAGAGGUAGUGGAGCUGCUUCAGGGGCAUGACCUGCUGGAGGCCUAGAUCUCAGCUCAUGGCGCCCACAUGAGUCAUCCUGCCCACCAGACAAUGGAGCUGGAUUCUUCCCUGGGCACUAGUGUGGAAGUGCUGCAGGCCAAGGCCAGGGUGCUGGCCCAGCUCCACCAGAGCCUGGUGUCUCUUGCCAGGUCCCGGCGGGCCUUGCUGGAGCAGACCCUGCAGCGGGCAGAGCUCCUGCACAACUGUGAGGAGGAGGAAGCCUGGGUGAGGGAGCGGGGACAACUGGUGGAGGAUGCUGCCCUGGGCCCGGAUCUCAGCCAGAUCGCUGCGGCCCUGCAGCAACACAAGGCCCUAGAAGCCGAGCUCCGCCGCCACCAGGCCGUGUGCACUGAUCUCGUGCGGAGGGGACGCGACCUGGGCACACGCGGGCCCCGAUCGCCGGAUCCCCGGGAACGGGCCGCGGCGGUGCAGGGCGCGUGGCAGAGGCUCUGGGCCCGGGCGGCGGGGCGGGGCGCGCGGCUGCAGGCGGCCCUGCCCAUCCAGCAGUACUUCGCCGACGUGGCGGAGGCAGCCUUGUGGCUCCGGGAGCGGCGGUCAGCGCCGGAGAGCACGUCCUUUGGGCAGGACCAGGCGGCCGCUGAGGCCCUGCUGUGGCGCCACCUGCGGCUGGAGCGCGCAGUGCGCGUCUUUGGGGCCGAGCUGCGGCGAUUGGACGAGCCCGCGCCGGCGGCCGCAGCCCGGGCGUCGUCGCUCCUGGUGGUGUCUGCCCUGAGCUCUCCGAAAGAAGGCCCAAGAAACCGAGGGGCCCCACAUGAGGUUUCCUGCUACUCUGGCCCCCAGGGCACCCAGAAGAUGGCCCUCCCAGAUGAGCCUGACCCUGACUUUGACCCCAACACCAUCCUCCAGACACAGGAACACUUGAGCCAGGACUAUGAGGGCCUGCGGACCCUGGCAGAGCACCGCAGGGCCCGACUGGAGGGGUUGGUGGCCCUGUUUGGCUUCUAUGGCCUCUGUGGGGAGCUGCAGUCCUGGCUGGCAAACCAGACAGUGCUGUUCCGAACACUGCAGCCCCAGGCCAACUUGGAGGUCAUGCAGCUCAAGUAUGCGAAAUUCCUCACUGCCCUGGCUGUGGGAAGAGGCCUCUGGGCUGAGGUUAGCAGCUCCACUGAGCAGCUGAAGCAGAGAUAUCCUGGUGAUUUCCCCAAAAUCCAGCGACAGCGGGAGGAACUGAGCUGGAGGUGGGAGCAGCUGGAGGCCCUAAAGAAAGAGAAGGAAACACAGCUGGCAUGCACCACACAUGUGUGCAGUUUUCUGCAGGAGUGUGGAACCACAUGGGUCCAGCUACAAGACAUGAUACUCCAGCUAGAAACCCUGGAGCCGGGGCACUUAGAGGACAGCCACCGCGUCCUGCAAGUGAGCCAGCAGAAGAUGCUGGUGCAGGAUAGAGGCAAAGGGCAGCUAGCAAGUACGGCCUGGGUUCAGGUCGAGGAGCUGGGCCGCACAGAGAGCCAGUCCCUGCAGGGGCAGGUGGAGACGCCGCAGGGGCCGCUGGAGCAAGUGCAGGAGCAAGUGACCUGAUGGGCCUGGGCCCAGGCUGAGGCGCAGGCCCUCCAGGGCUUCCUGCAGGGGAGCCGGUGGCUGCUGCGGGCAGGCGGUGUCCAGGCUCAGCUGCACAGCGAAGAAGAGGAGGUGGUGGACGUGGCCUCAGCCCAGCGGCUUCUGGCGGAGCACCAAGACCUGCUGGAGGAGAUUCACCUGCAGCAGGAGAGGCUGCAGCAGCUGGAGGCUCGGGGCCAGCCCAUGGCAGCCUUGGACUCCCCAGACUCCCGAGGGGCAGCCAGUACCCUGAGGCUCCUGGGCCAGCAAGGCAGGGAGUUGAAGGCCGCCUGGGAGCAAAGACAGCAGCGGCUGCAGGAGGGGUUGAAGUUGCAGAGGUUUGGUCGAGAAGCGGAUGUUUUCACUGCCACCUGUGACAACCACGAGACCUUCCUACAGCUGGACAGCCUCGCGGAGGACGUGGGGGAGGCCCAGAGCCUGCUGCAGCGGCACCAGGAGUUUGAGCGGCUCCUGGAUGCCCUGGGCCCUCGAGCAGAGGAUCUGUGGGCACGUGGCAAGAAGCUGGCUCAGAGCCAACACAACCGGCUGCUCCCUGUCCUCAUGGCCUCUGGCCACACUCCAGGCUCUUGCAUGGGCCAUGGGCUCCAGCUGCAGAUCUUGACUCUGUCAGACAUUUGUUCUGCCCACGACGGGGUCUCAGAGCCGGGCUAUUUCACAGGCCUCCCGGAGAUUAAGCCUGAAUGGAAGCAGGACGUGGCAGAGGUGAUGCUGUGGAUGGAGGAGAAGUGGCGGAUGCUGGCGGACGAGCCAUCCCAAGAGCCUGACAACAUCCUGCAGAAACUCAGGUGGCACAAAACAGCUGAGCGUGAGCUGGUGUCCACCCAGGGGCACGUGGAGGGCCUGCAGCAGGUUGGGAGAGAGCUGUUGAGCAGCAGGCCCCAUGCCCAGGAGGACGUGCAGGCCGGGCUUCAGGGCCUGAGCAGCAAGUGGGAUGAGUUGAACCGCCAAAUGGCAGAGCAUGGGAAGCAGCUCCGGUGGACUCGGCAGCAGGACCAGCUCCUGGGGCUGCUGCAGGAAGCCAAGGAGAAGGUGGAGCAGCUAGAGGGGGCCCUGCAGAGUGCAGAAAUGGGGCAGGACCUGGGCUCAAGCCGGGGGCUGCAGAGACAGCACCGUCAGCUGGAGGCCGAGAGCCAGGCACUGGCCGGCAAGAUGGCUGCCCUCGUUCCCCAGGCCCACCAGGUGGUCAAUACCCAGACCAUCGUGGAGGAGACUCAAAAGUACCUCCAGAGGUUUGAGUCCCUUCAGGGACGUCUGGCCGCCCGGCGACUGCAGCUGCAGGCCUCCGUUGAGCUGUACCAGUUCCUCCACCUGGGCGACAUGGAGCUCACAUGGGUGGCAGCGCAUACGCCUGCACCCAGCGCUGGCUCCGGUAAAUACUUGGAUGGUGCCCACAGUCUUCUCCGCAAGCACAAGGAGCUCCACGCAGAGGUGAAAGACCACCAGGGACAGGUGCGACGGGUGCUGGGUUCCGGCCGCAGCCUUGCAGCCUCAGGGCGCCCCCAGGCCCAGCACAUCGUGGAGCAAUGCCAGAAGCUGGAAGGCCGCUGGGCGGAGCUGGAGCAGGCCUGUGAGGCGCGGGUCCCAUCUGAGAUCGUCACGGUGAGUUGGCACCAUUCUUGACAGUAUUUCCUGGACGUAUCAGAGCUGGAGGACUGGGUGGAGGAGAAGUGGCCUCUGGUGAGCAGUCAGGACUGUGGCGGGGACGAGACAGCCACGGUCAGGCUCAUCAGGAAGCACCAGGCCCUGCAACAGGAACUGCCUUAUUGGAGCUCCAUGGAGGAGCUUGACCAGAGAACCCAAACCCUCACUGGCCCCGAGGCCCCUAUGCAGCUGGGCGUGGUGCAGGAGAGGCUCCGGGAGGGGCUGCGGGCACUGCAGGAGUUGGCAGCCACACGGGACUGGGAGCUGGAGGGGACCCUGAAGAUGCACGAGUUCAUGAGGGAGGCCAAGGACCUGCAGGGCUGGCUGGCCAGCCAGAAGCAGGCAGUCAGAGGAGGAGAGAGCCUUGAGGAGGAGGUCGUUCUGUGCUUCUGCACCAAGUUUGCAAAGUUUCAGCACCAAGUAGAGAUGGGGGGCCAAUGGGUGGCAACCUGCCAGCAGCUGGCAGAGAGCCUGCUAGAAUGUGGGCACAGUGUUGCUCCUCAAGCCCGUCAGAUGCAGCAGGAUCUGCAGGCUGCCUGGUUGGAGCUGUGGGCGCUGACCCAGGCCUGCGGCCACCUGCUCUGAGAUGCUGAGAUCACCCUCAAAGUUCACAGAGAUCUGUUGGAAGCCCUCACCCAGGUCCAGAAAGCCACAAGCCUCCCCUGUGGUGUGGCCCGGGAUCUGUGUGGGCUGGGGGCCCAGCUGAGGAGACACGAGGGGCUGGAGCGUGAACUCGUGGGCACUGAGCGGCAGCUACAGGAGCUCAGGACUGGAGGAACGGUGCAGAAGCUGGGGCCCGGGCCUCAGGCCCAAGCGGUGCAGCAGAGGCAGCGGGCCCUGCUGAAAGCUUGGGAGGCCCUGAAGCUGCACGUGGAGCAGCGCCAGGCCCAGCUGGAGCGGGCAUGGCUCCUGGUCCGCUUCCGUGCAGCGGUGCGGGACUGCACCUCCUGGGCACGUGUGUGACAGGAGCUGCAGGUGGAGGAGAUCUCCCAGGAGCCCGGCAGUGGCCUGCUGAAGCUCAGCGCCCACCAGUAGCUUCGGGCAGUGCCGGAGGCCCAGGAGGAGCUGCGCCAGCAGGGUGCCCGGGUGGGCCAGCGGGCACUUUUGGCUGCAGGGACCUCCAUCAAGGAGGUCCAGGAAAGGCUGCAAGUCCUGCGGGACAAGCAGCAGCAGGUGUUCCAGGCCUGGGAGCAGAAACAGGAGAGGCUGCAGGCCAUGCACCGGGGGCAGCUCUUCCUCAGAAAGUGCGGCCGCCUGGGCGAGACCCUCACGGCCCGGGAGGUCUUCCGGAGAACCAGUGCCCUGGGGAGCUCCGUGCAACAGGUUGAGCAGUUGAUUCGCAAGCAUGAGACAUUCCAGAAGGUGCUGACUGCCCAGGACGAGAAGGUAAUGGAGGCGGCUCUGUGUGAGCAGGUGAAGAUGCUCGGGGGUCCCAGGGCGCAGGACCUGCCCCACAGCGUGCUGGAGCGCCGGGCUCGGGUGGAGGAGCACGAGAGCCGGAGACACACCCUGCAUGCCUCCCUGCUGAUGACUGGCUUCAUCAGGGCCGCCAUCCAGGCAGAGAAGUGGAUCCAGGAGUGACUCCAGCAGCUGAAAGAACCAGUCCCUCCUGGGGACCUGAAAGAUAAGUUGAGGCACGUGCAGAAACACCAGGCCUUCGAGGCUGAGGUCCAGGCCCAUGAGGAGAUCAUAACCUCUGUUGCCAAGGAGGGCGAGGCUCUCCUCGCACAGAGCCACCCUCCAGUGGGAGAGGUCUCCCAGAGGCUGCAGGCACUGGGAGAAGCUGAAGUAGGGGUGGCUCUCCGGGGCCAGGACCUUGAGCACUGCCUGCAGCUCCACAAGCGGCUCCGUAAGCUCCGAGGAGUCUGGGCCGGGGACAUGGUGGGUGAUGCACACAUCAGGAGCAUCAAUGACUUGUCCCUGCAGUUCAAGAACCAGGACCCUGAGCAACUCAAGACCACCUGCCAGCGGUGACAACAGCUCAACAACAGGUGCAACGGUUUCCAUGGCAACCUGCUCUGCUACCAGUGGCAGCUUGAAGGGGCCCUGGAGAUACACAUGUUGUCCCAAAAGCUGGAUGACCUCACUCAGCAGAUGUGGGAGAAGGCCACCCUGGUCCAGGCCCUGGACUGUGGGAAAGAUCUGGAGAGCAUGCAGAGGCUGAGGCAGAAACACGAGGAGUUGGAGCAGGAAAUAGACCUCAUCCAGGCCCAGGUGGAGCCUGUAGAGCAUGAGGUAGGCCGCUUCUGCCAGAGAAGCCCUGAGGCCGCCCACACCCGCCGCAAGCAUCAGGCGAUGAUGGGCAGCUGGUGGCAGCUCCAGAGUGGGGCCCAGAAGCGGAAGAAGUCGCUGGAUGCCUUGCACCAAGCUCAGAAGUGACAGGCAACGCUGCAGAAAUUGCUGAUCUGGGCCCAGAGGCUGUGAGCUGAGAUGGACGCCGAGAGCACCCCCAGCAGCCUCGCGGAUGUCCAGAGCAUGUUGCAGGAACAUCAGGAUCGCAAGGCCAAGCUGGAUGCCCGAACAGACAGCAUCAGCCUGGCCCGAAGCACUGGGCAACAACUGCUUGCCGCCGGGCACCCAUCCACCCCCGACACCCGCCAGGCCCCGGCUGGUUUAGACCAGGAUCUGAACAGCCUGGAAGGGGCCUGGCAGGAGCACCAGCUCCACCUGCAUCAGGCCUUGGAGCUACAGCUGGUUCUGAGCUCUGUGGAGCACGUGGAAAGUUGGCUCUGCAGCCUGGAAGCCUGCCCAGCCAGUGAGGGUCUGGGGGACUCCUUGCUUGACGUGGAAAUGCUGCUGUGGAAGUAGAAGAUGCAUGAGCGAGACCUGGAGGCACAGGCGGAGAAGAUCAGCACGCUGGGAGCCUCCACCCACAGCCUGCACCAGGGUGGACAGCCUGAGGCCCAGGGUGCCCUGGGCCGGUGCCAGGCCAUGCUCCUGAGGAAAGAGGCACUCCUGGAGCAAGCCAGGACCCGUCACCGCCAGCUGGAGGAGCUCGGGCAGCUGCAGCCUUUGCUGCAGGGUUUCUACGAUGUGGCCGCAUGGCUGAGGGAGAAGAACCUGGUGGUCCUGGAAGAGGGCUGGCAGGACCCAGCCGGGCUGCAGGCACAGUUGCGGCGGCUGCAGAAUCUCCAGGCCGAGCAAGGCACGAGUGUACACACCACUAGCAAAGAGCAGAGGGAGGGGCAGAGGCUGCUGCGGGAUGGCCUCACAUUCUCAGAGACCAUGCAGGAGCGGCUACAGGAGCUGAGAGAAUUCUGGGAGGAGCUACAGGCCAACUGCCGGAGGAAGGCAGCCAAGUUACAGGAGGCCCAUGAGGCCCUGCGUCUCCGGCAGAGCGUGGAGGAACUGGAGAAGUGGUUGGAGCCCGUGGUGCUCAAACUGAGAGCCCCCAUUGGGGGCCCAGAACAGCCUGGACUGGACGAGCUCCUGGGGGCUCAGGGAGAGCUGGACAGGCAGGCCAGGCACGCACAGGCCUUUGUCCGGGAAGGCCACUGCCUUGCCCAAGACAUGGAAGAGCAGGCCCAGCGGCUACUUCAGCGUCGCCUCGGGCUGGAAGCUUCUCCCUGGAUUCUUUGUUGGUCACAGGGGCAGGGUUCUCUCUGGGGGCAGCUGUGGGAUCCCACCGGGCUUGAGACGCGACUCUGGGUCCCCCGAGGAGCACCCAGGAGCAUCCCCCGUCUUCCUCCGACUCUGCAGAACCUGGAGACUGAGAUGAGCAGCCCAGAGGCUCUGACCCGGGCAGCAGUUGGCACAGGGCACGAGCUGGUGCAGGCUGGGCGCUUUGCUGCCCGCGACGCGGCUGCCCGGGCGCAGCAGCUGGAGGAUGCCGUGGGCCACCUGCAGGCAGAGGCUGCGCAGAGGCGACAGCGGCUGCAGCGCCAGGAGGCCCAGCAGUUCCUGAUGGAGCUCCCAGAGGCAGAAUCCUGGCUGGAAGAACGGGGCUGUGUUCAAGAACGGGACAUUGAGGAUAUGGGCCAGAGUGCCGAGGCCACGCAGGCCUUUCUGUGGUGGCUGGCGGCCACCAGGAGAGACCUGGAGGGGUUCAGCACGCGCAUCCAGAUGCUGCAGCAGACAGCAGUCCUCCUCGAGAGCGGGCAGAACCCAGAAACCCCCAAGUUGCUCGCCCUGAUGCUCGCGGUGAGGGACACCCACUCGGGGCUGUUGCAGAGAGCGGAGGGCAGGGGGCAAGGCCUUUGGGAGCAGCUGCAGCUCCACCAACUGGAGCGGGACGCCCUGCUCCUGGACGCCUGGCUGGCCAGCAAGGUGGCCACUGCCAAGUCCCAGGACUACAGGCAGGACCUGGAGGCUGUCAAGGUGCUGGAAGAGAAGUUCGAUGCUUUCAGAAAGGAAGUCCAGAGGCUGGGACAGGCCAAUGUGCAGGCCCUGUGGAAGCAGGCAGGCUCCUUGGAAUGGGCAGCACCCAGGUGCUCUCCCCAGAUUCAAGGACAGCGGAGUCACAUCGAGGCCGCUUGGGACAGACUGGACCGGGCAGUGAAAGCCCGCACACAGAACCUGGCCAUGGCCCGUGAGGUCUGCGGCUUUGAGCAGGUUGCAGCCGAGCUCCGGGGCUGGAUGCAGGAGAAGGCGGCCCUGGUGGCAAGAGGUGCCUGUGGCCGCAGCCCAGCACCGUUGCAGACCCUGCAGCAACAGCACAGAUGCCUGGAGGAAGGGGAACUGGCAGCGACGGAAAAGGAGGUGGCCCAGGUGCAGAUGGAGACCUGCCAGCUGGGCCAGCUACACCCUGUGGCUCAGGAGGGCCUGGCCAAGCAACUGGCUGAGGUGCAGGAGGCCUGGGCCACCCUGAAUGUGAAGGUCCAGGAGCAGGGUCGGCAGCUGGAGGAGGCUGCCCAGGGCCACGCCUUCCUUGGACGCUGUCGGGAACUGCUAGCAUGGGCUCAGGAGAAGCAGGGGCUGCUGUCCUCAGAGGAGCUGGCUGGGGAUGUGUCUGGGACGGAGCGGCUCCUGGAGCUGCUGGAGGAGCUGGGGCAACAAAUCAAGGGGCACUGCCGUCAAGCCCAGGCUGUGCAGCAGGAAGGGCAGCAGCUGGUGGACAACGGCCGCUUCACAUCCCUGGAGAUGACAGAGUGCCUGCAGGAGCUGGAUGGUCAGCCGCGGGCACUCAGGGAGGCCUGGGCCCUGCACCGGGAGCGCUGUGAGGGGAGCUGACGUCUGCAGAAGCUGCAGCAGGGGCUGGGCCAGGCUGAGGCCUGGCUGGCCUGCCGGGAGGACCUCCUGCUGGACCGCAACCGCAGGCGCUCCGUGUCAGAUGUGGAGUGGCUGCUCUGCAGACACCAGGACUUAGAAAAGCUGCUGGCUGCCCAGGAGGAGAAGUUUGCCCAACUGCAGAGGAAGGCAGGGGAUGCAAAGGGUGCCCCCGCCAUUGGGACUUUCGGAGCUUACGCAGGAGCCCCUGCCUGGGAGGAGCCAGGGAAGUGCCCAGAAACUGCUUCCGCAGCAGCUGCC